CGCUGGCCGCGCCUGCACCUACACCAAACCUACAGCAAACUGAGCGAGGAGCAGAGCCAUGCGUCGCGAGGGGAGGCAGCGCGGGUGGGUGUGCGUGUACGACCGCGCCCUGGUCGACCCCGAGGGGAAGCGCCGCGUGGUGGGCGCGGUGGCGGCGCCGGCGACGGUGGCCAACGGCGGGUUCAUCAGGGCGCCGCGGAAGCCAACCAACCACUCCAAGUUCACCGGCGGCCGCGCCUUCAGGGAGCUCGCCAGCGGCAAGGGCGCCUGCAGCGGCGGGCCGGCAGCGUCGACGACGGGUGGUAAAGGGAGGCACAAGUUCAAGCACGACGAGAUCAAGGCGUACUACCUCGAACUCGAAGCCGGCGCUGAUGAUGCUGUCGAUGAGCUAGGAUCGCUAUGAGUGACAUGGAUUCGUGGAGGCAGAUGGCAUGCAUCACCGGAACGGCGGCACGGCGGCAUGCAGCUGCCACCGUCGAUAGGAGAAUUGCAGCGGCGGCGCUAAUUGACAUGGCAGUUUCCUGUUUUGGUGUGUAUGUGUGUGAGUGUGAGUGAAACUGUGUUGUGAAUGUGGAUCUUUUUAGUUUGGUGUUUCGUUGAAUAAUUGAACUUUCUCGCCACAAAUGAGUUUGAAUUCAGGUCCUAUCA
Oryza sativa Japonica Group (Japanese rice) is the source of this 648-nucleotide messenger RNA. RefSeq lists its product as uncharacterized. Lineage: Eukaryota; Viridiplantae; Streptophyta; Magnoliopsida; Poales; Poaceae. The record is from RefSeq and is a predicted model, not a curated record.